AUGAGCGACUUUGGACUUUGCGACAAAUGGCGCUCCCUUCACCCCAACCCUGACUGCCUCCGUAGCGGGCGACUGUUUGUGGACAACACCUUCCCACCUAACAGUGGUUCUUUGGGUGACCUGCCUGAUCUGAGCACCUCGCAGGAGAACGACGCGGAAUGGCUUCGACCAGCAGAUAUUUUGAAAUUACAAAAAAUCAAUGAUGAGCCCGCUUUCUGUAUUGAUGGAGCCUCACGAUUUGACUUCGGGCAAGGCACUGUGGGUAACUGCUGGUUUCUUUCUGCAAUAUCAGCACUGACGUUUCAAAAAAAACUGUUGGCGCAAGUUGUGCCUUUGGACCAGUCCUUCAAGAAUUACGCAGGAAUAUUUCACUUCAGGUUCUGGAGGUUUGGAAAGUGGGUAGAUGUUAUCAUUGAUGAUUAUCUGCCAACAAUCAACAAGCAGUUGUUGUUAGCAAAUAGCAAAUGUGGAAAUGAGUUCUGGGUUCCUCUGCUGGAGAAGGCAUAUGCCAAAAUUUGUGGUUCAUAUGCAGACAUGCACUGGGGGUCACCAUCAGAAUCCUUCAAAGAUUUCACUGGAGGGGUGACCAUGACUUACAAACUCAGGGAGGCCCACUCAGCAGGCCAUGAUGCAGAGCUGUGGCUCACGCUCAAGAGAGCUAUUCAGUGUAAAUCACUGAUUUGCUCUGGGACUUUCCCAAAAGAGGAUGCUUUGGCCAACACUAUUUCUCACACUGGACUGGUGGAUGCACACAUCUAUUCUGUCACAGCUGUCACUGAGGUGGAGUUAUACAGCUCCAAAGUAAGGCUGGUGCGACUCAUGAACCCCUGGGGCAAACAGGAGUGGAAUGGAAAGUGGAGCGACAAGAUGCAAUUGGAGGACUUCUGUUACUAUUUCAGCCAUGUAUGCAUCUGCUGUGAGAACCCUAACUUCAUAGACGGUGACCUUAAAUGUCAGUGGAAAUGCAUGAUUUACGAUGGCAGCUGGGUAGCAGGGAGAUCUGCAGGUGGCGGCGUGAACAACUCCACCUUUGCAACAAACCCUCAGUAUCGCAUCCAGGUGAGUGUUAUAGACAAGGAAGAGCCAGAAGACAAAAACAUCUUACUCUCCCUGAUGCAAAAACCUCAGCAGGGGCAACGCAGACAGAGACGAUUCUACCCCGUUGGACUUACCAUCUAUAAGACCCUGCAAGGACACCUAGGGUCCUCUUUUUUUGAUGGUAACAACCCCCUGAAGACACCCAAUUUUUACAGCUUCAAUAGCGAUCUGACCGAACUACACAGUCUGGAACCUGGAGAGUAUGUGAUCAUCCCGUCCACCAUGAAACCCAACAUGACUGCCGAUUUCGCUCUUACUGUUUACACCAAGGCUGAUGUUGAGAUCAGCUCCCACAGUGGAGGUGAUGAAGAGGAGGAAUUGAUUCUUCCUCAGAUUCGAGACAAGCCCAAAGAGGAGACCACAGAAAAGGACGCCAACCUUAUUUCCUUGUUCAACCUGUAUGCAAAUCAGAAUGGUGAGCUGCUGGCUGGACAACUCCAGAAACUCCUGAAUGACAGGUUCCCUCAUGGUCUGAAUGUGAAUGACAGAACGGUGAGGCUGAUGAUGUUUCGGUAUUCACGCUUCUCCGUCACCACGUUGGAGGAUUUCAUCACUCUCAUGUUGCGACUGGAUAAGAUGUCAAACAUUUUCAAGGACAAAUCCUCUGAUGGAACAAUGCGCUUGACCUGGGAUGAGUGGAGCAACAUCUCCAUGUACAACUAG
Molecule: messenger RNA, 1761 nt
Organism: Pelmatolapia mariae (spotted tilapia)
Lineage: Eukaryota; Metazoa; Chordata; Actinopteri; Cichliformes; Cichlidae
Product: calpain-8-like
Exons: 17
Coding region: 1-1761 (586 amino acids)
Biological process (GO): proteolysis
Cellular component (GO): cytoplasm
Molecular function (GO): calcium-dependent cysteine-type endopeptidase activity
Source: RefSeq, a predicted model, not a curated record